AUGAAGUCCAAUAUUAAGAGCAGCAUCUGCGGCAAUCUAUUACAUACCUUUUACAUGACGCACGGCCACUGCAUCGAAGCCGCUCCGCGCACACGCACGCAUAGAUGCCCUCAUUGCCGUACGAUGAAGACGUCAUGCGGAGAGACAUGGGAGCGCAUCACGACUGCAAUUCGACUUUCCAGAAAAGAUGGCAGCAUGCCCGAGACUGUCUUGAGCUUUGCCACCGCGCUGGACCUCAUCAUACACCUCUACAGCCGCGCACAAGACGCCUGUGCCGCCGUCGAUGGCGUGACGAUGGCCACGGACCGUUGUUUUGGCGGGCUGCAGAGGCAGUUGAAAUCGUUUAUACGGCUAGACGGGAGCAACACGGUGCAGCUUCUUCUGCACGGAGCCAUGGGCGACAUGGGCUACGAGUCCGGCAGCCAGAACCAGCUGGAUCCAACGGUCGUAGAGCUGUAUACUUCGUUGUUGGCGGCGCUCAUCCAGAGCCACGGCCCGGACUUGCGUCUGAAGACACCGCUCCUGCGCAGCGCCGCUAGCCUGCGCGUCUCGGGCGAGGUGACCAUCGCCAUGGUCCUAUACGCAAGCUGCUGGUUCUUCGAGUACGACCCGUCCUCCACCCCCCUGGUUGUCAAGGUGUGGUGCGCAUGGCUGCCGUCGCGGCAGUCGGACGAGCAGGAAGCCUACGUGAACCCCGAGGAGCACAUGUACGUCGGCGUCGGGCCGCACGACGCGCGGGACGAGCUGCAGAGGCACAACGGCCGCGGCGUGGUCAACUUUGCGCUCCGGAGCAUGGUGCCCCGGGCUCGCCACGAGGGAGCCUGGGACGUGGUUGCUUUCCGCGACGUCAUGGCGUUCCGGAGCGGGAUGCUGGUGACGGACUGCCUGUCGCGGGACAACCGCGAUCUCGGGGCCUUUGUCCAGGUCAUCGCGCAGUUUCCGGCGCUGCUGGACCCUUCCGAGGCCGGGGACGUAUGGUCCGGCCACCCAAUCGUCCACCUCGGGCGCGCCGCCCUGUUUAUACGCCAGAUCAAGCACCUCGUUGUCUGUUCGGGACGCCCCCGCAACAUGAGCAUCAUAUUUAGCUUGCUGUAUGCGCUGUCGAGCCCUCGGCAAAACAAGCACAUACGGGGCUUGGUGUCUCCGAGUCCGUCGCAGUCGGUGGCCUGCUGCCCUGCCCCCUUUUGCGGCGCCGAUGCGUUGCCCUGUGACUUGGACAGGCCCUUGCCCGUCCACGAGGGUGGCGCCUCGACAAAUCCGGUGCGGCUGCUGGUCGCGUCGAUUGUUCAAGAGGGGCUGGAUGCCGAGGCGUGGCAGAAAAACAUCGAUCGUCGCCUGCGGCUCUGCCAUGAGUGGUCUCGUGGGAUGCAUGGCCAUUUGGGCCCAUAUGAUCCUGUCAGCGCUGCCAGGUCCGUGGCGCCGACAUGUAUACGGAUCCUCAUGCGCAUAGCUCAGCUAUGUGGUUGCGACAUGACGUCUGGCAUGGGCGGCCGUGCCGAGGGUUUGUAA
Messenger RNA from Metarhizium robertsii ARSEF 23, 1509 nucleotides. RefSeq lists its product as uncharacterized. NCBI's taxonomy places the organism in Eukaryota, Fungi, Ascomycota, Sordariomycetes, Hypocreales, Clavicipitaceae. The transcript has a single exon. The record is from RefSeq and is a predicted model, not a curated record. The coding region runs from base 1 to 1509 and encodes 502 amino acids.